Molecule: messenger RNA, 2250 nt
Organism: Xylaria bambusicola
Lineage: Eukaryota; Fungi; Ascomycota; Sordariomycetes; Xylariales; Xylariaceae
Product: mannitol 1-phosphate dehydrogenase 2
Exons: 2
Coding region: 602-1927 (441 amino acids)
Biological process (GO): secondary metabolite biosynthetic process
Molecular function (GO): FAD binding
Source: RefSeq, a predicted model, not a curated record
CGGUAAAGCUAAGGCACGGAAGAGAGCAGGGUCUACUUACCUAGGGUAGACACGUCGUCUAAACAAAGUGCGAUAGAAAUUCCCCAACGAACUAAUUGUUAUGAUAAUGAUGACGUGUAAAAGUAAGUGUCUUUCUAACUCUGUAUAGAAAAAGCUGGAGGUCUAGAUCAAAUGGUAUCGGUAUUCGCCGUUGAAUUUGUAGUUCCAAGACUUGCGUGCUUACUGUAUAUUCGCCAUUACUAGAUAUAUACGGCACGAUGCAAGCCUCGGUUGCCGGAUCGUAAGCUAAGCAUCCAUAGUUAUUUGCGAAGGGCGUCGUCUAAUCCCUAUGGUGGCCUUUUGAUAUCAUGUAGAAAGGAUGAUGAAAUAACGGUGUCAUCAUCUCACGAAGACUUGGGAAAUAUCUGCCGAGAUCCCCGCUUGGAGUUACGAGAUUUGCCCCAUCGAGAUCAACCAGAGGACCGAUCAUACCAGUCAGACGCGUCUGGCCAGUCUGACAAACUCUUUCCCGGCUGUUAUUCCCACCUUGCCGGUUCUGACAACCAGUUACCAUUGAUAGUCAUCUGGAUAUCUUUCCACAACCAGGCGUGUGAUCACAACAAUGAACGGCACUUCACCCACCAAGCCCUUCAACCUCGCUAUUGUCGGGGGAGGUAUUACUGGCCUCACACUGGCAAUUGUCCUCUUGCAGCACAAUGUCCAAUUCACAGUCUACGAGGCGGCGUCCAAGUUUGGCGAGAUUGGCGCCGGGGUCGGCUUUGGUCCCAACGCCAUCAGGGCCAUGAGUCUUAUAUCUCCAUUGGUGCAAGAGGCGUACCAACGCUGUCGGACAAAUCAAUGGGAGUCGAAGCAAAACGUUUGGUUUGGUGCGAGGGUGGGUGAUAUGCGCAAGGCUGGAGAUGACGGUACCUUCGAGUAUGCGGGACGACCGGGGAUGAAGAUUGGAGAUGAGAUGUUCGAGAUCCAUUACCCCAACCUCGAGGAUAUCAGCGGCGUUGGAGGUGUACAUCGUGCACAUUUUCUUGAUCAGCUAGUACAUCUCAUUCCGUCGUCCGUGGCACGCUUUGGAAAGCGACUAGUGGAUGUAUCUGGAGCAACCGAUGGUUCAGAGGACGUGGUCUUGCACUUUGCAGAUGGGACGACAGCUCAACACACAGCCGUACUUGGCUGCGAUGGUAUCAAGUCGCAGACGCGGAAAUCGCUCUUGGGAAGUGACACCUGGAAUGCCGUUUUCUCUGGAAAGUGCGCGUAUAGGGGUCUAGUGCCGAUGACAAAGGCCAUUGAAUUACUAGGCGAGGAGAAGGCUAUGAACAGUCAGAUAUACUUUGGCUAUCAUGGACAUAUCUUGACCUUUCCCAUUGAAAAGGGGAAGACUAUGAAUGUUGUGGCUUUCGCCUCUCGUGAAUCGUGGACAACCCCUGAAUGGGUCGUCCGCGUUACCAAAGAAGAGCUGCUAGCUGAUUUCCGGACUUGGGGUCCUACGGCAAUCGCCAUCAUCUCAGCCAUGGAACGACAUGAUGUCUGGGCUCUAUUCGAUCAUCCGCCAGCCCCGACAUAUUAUGGAACGAAGCCACGUAUCUGUCUAGUCGGCGACGCCGCACAUGCCACCACUCCGCACCAGGGCUCUGGUGCUGGCAUGGGGAUCGAGGAUUGUUACAUUCUUGGGAACUUGCUUGGGGAAGCGGACUCGGUCGAGGAUCUGGACAGGGCGUUCAAGGCAUAUGACGAGAUCCGACGUCCAAGGACGCACAAACUCGUCACAACGAGUAAGGAGGCGGGUCGGUUGUGGGAUUUCGAACUCGAAGGCCACGAAGACGACGUAGAUGCACUUCAGCGGAACAUGGAGAAUCGAAUGCAUUGGAUCUGGAACCACGAUUUGCGCGCUGAGCUGGAAAGGGCGAGGGUAAUCUUUAGGCAGCCAGCUUGAUGCUGUGCGGUAGUAUUUUGUAGGAUUAGAGAACUUGAGGACAGGUUACGAUAGUGACAGAUGUUGCUUAGCACUACGAGGCAAUCACCGCCUAUUCCCUGGAAGGCUUAUGAAGAUGUGACUGCCUUGCCAGUCAGAUAUCUGCUUGCAUUACCAGAGAAGGCAUGAAGCACACACCGUACCUACCUACUAGGUACCUACAUAAGGUAGGUAGGGGCAGCAAAAGCUAUGGCAAGUGUACCUGCUGCUUGAUCGAUCAUGUUGGGUAUAUUGUACCUAUACUAAGAGGUAAGCAUCCACGAUGGUAAGUGUAGAUAGAUACG